Molecule: messenger RNA, 1089 nt
Organism: Salvia hispanica
Lineage: Eukaryota; Viridiplantae; Streptophyta; Magnoliopsida; Lamiales; Lamiaceae
Product: NAD(P)-binding Rossmann-fold superfamily protein
Source: RefSeq, a predicted model, not a curated record
UCCAAAAAGAGGAGAAAAAGAAAAGACACAAACUCAAUAAACAUCCGACCGCCUUUGCAUUUGAUUUUUUAAUUAAAUAGUAGAUUCCAUUUUUAGAUAAAUCACACCCCUCUCCCUUUCUCCUUACAAAACAAACAUUAAAUUAAGAUAAAAGAGAGACAGAGGAGAAGAUGCGGAACAUGGGCAGCUCCCCCUCCCCGCGAGGCAUCGCUGCGAUAGUCGGCGUGGGCGGAAAGCUCGGGCGCUCUGUCGCCCGCAAAUUCGCCCACGAAGGCUAUACCGUCGCUAUUCUCGCCCGCGAUCUCGGAAGGCUGUCGAGAUUCGCGGACGAGAUAGCGCGGGAGGAGAAGGCGCAAGUGUUCGCAAUCCGCAUCGACUGCUCGGAGACGCGGAGCGUGAAGGAGGCGUUCGAGGGCGUCCUCUCGCUCGGAUUCGUCGAGGUUCUGGUCUACAACGCCUACAACCCGGCCUCGUCGUGGGCCCCCACCGCCUUCGCCGACAUCCGACUCGACAGUUUCGAGAAGUCGCUUGCUGUCUCCUCUGUUGGCGCAUUCCACUGCGCCCAGCAGGUGAUCCCGGGGAUGGUGGAGAGGGGGAGAGGGACGAUUCUAUUCACCGGCUGCGCGGCGUCGCUCAACGGCAUUGCCGGUUAUCCUGAUUUGUGUUGUGGGAAAUUUGCUAUGAGGGGCUUAUCGCAAUGCUUGGCGCGAGAGUUCCAGCCAUUGGGAAUUCAUGUAGCUCAUGUCAUCAUCGACGGCGUGAUUGGCCCACCCACGUCGGCUGCACCUAGGAAUGCAUUGUCAUCAACGUCUGGAGGAGGUAUGAUGGAUCCAGACGUGGUGGCUCAAACCUAUUGGCAAUUACACGUUCAAGAUAGAUCGACAUGGACACAAGAGAUAGACCUCCGCCCGGGCGGCCCAAGGCUAUUCUAAACCAAAAUCAAAUUAUAUGGAGGAGUAUAUGCUCUUGUUACUUCUAUUUGCAUUACCAUUAAUUCAUCCAAUUCCAAAUGUCUAUUCCAAUGUAAUUCAUCUAUGGGUGUCGUGUUGCCUGGCCUUGAUUUGUGAAAUUAAGUAUUUUUCUACUUUA